UUUUGAUUUAGUGGAACGGGUAGUUAUUGACACCUGUUGUUUGUAUGUGCAUGAUAUUACUUUUUCGAGUGUAGUGAUCUAAAAAAAUUAAGCUUAUAAAUAAAAUUUACCGUCAGUAAUUAAAAAUUGAACGACUGUCAGCCAUGUUUCACUGAAAUAUUACUCAUAUCAUAGAAAUAAUUGACAACUAGACAAUCAAUUUCAUAAGACAAGUAGGGUUUUGUCAUUGUAUGGAAGCCAUGGUUUCUUGGUCAUGGUUUCCCUAAAGAACAGUAGCCCUGAAAACAAACGACUUGAAAAUGAGUUCCACAUUCAGACGAUUGCUUGUACACUCAUUUCAACAUUGUCAAUAUAGCUGAAGUUGUAUUUAUUCUUCGCAAACAUGUAAAAAAACUUGAAAGUGGGAUUGUGCUCCUUGAUCGUUUGUUUUUUGAAGACACACAUUGUUGAGGAAUACUAUGGUAGAAAAAUCCAUGCAGGAGGGCGUGGACCGAUGGACGGCGACUCCGAGAAGCACCACCCCUGGGAGACCGCUGUCCGUCCGCACCUCUUUCCGGCCGGCCAUCCAUGACCUCAGCGAGCAAGCGGCACGAAACUCAACAGGACCGCCGGACGACGGGAUCCUAAGCGUAGUGAGCACGUGUACACCUCGUGUCGCGCGGUCGGCAGACUCACACGGCUUUCCGGACAAGUUCCAGUCACCAACGCCGCUGCUGGGGCAGUUCUCUCCGGAAGAAGCCAUAAGGGCGUCCCCAACCUCCAAACUCUGCUUCAAAAGCCACAACACCGAGUACCUGGAGGACCUCCACCGGCAGCGUGUCCUAGUGUCCGCCCACCACCGCCGGAAAUUGCAUUCGCGCCUCCGCCGCUCUAGGUCCACACCCGUGGGCGGCGGGCGGAGCGGCUCCCAGUCCAGGGCAGUUGCGAGCGACUUGUCCCGGCACUCUUCUGAUGAUGAUUCAGAUAAACUGGAUUUCACAAUAACAAACGGCCAGAGACUUGAUGAGGAAGAAUUCAAGGAACGUAUCAACUACCGUCUGAUCAACAGAACCAAACCAAAGGUUGCCUACUCCCACGCAACGUUAAUGCCGAACGGGGCGCCUUUAUCACAGGUGAAUGGCUAUCAACAGACAUUAGUGCAAAACUUUCCACAAUACUCGCAAAAAUAUUGCAGCUGGUUGACACGUGGAUUCAAAGUUCAAAGUUUCCACACGAAUAAUCGUGCAGUGCCAGAUUACAAUCACGCGCGCCCACCGCCCCCGCUCGUGCAGUAUAUCAACAGAACAAAGACUGUCUCCGCCACAAGUCGCUGGCCAAACCGGCAGAGUCGCGCGGCCGGAAGUAUUAAUGUGGUCGGCUUCAAUAAGCCGCAGCACCAGACGCUUGAGUUUCCUGGCGGCCGGAAGGUCGUUGUCCACACCGGGGAAUACCGGAAGCCGUAGACUUGAAGCGGUGGUGAUUGAAAGACGGUUGAGCUGUGAUAUGUUACCUAGGUUUACUGCACUACAUCGCGAAAAUUAGUAUUGUGAUUAUAUUUAAUCACGUCGGUGUCUCUACCUUUAUAAGGGCAAACAUCACACACCGGUUACUUCCCUUACUUCCCUACGGCAAUCAUUUCUAUUCGUCAAGGGAGAUCAUUCCUUACGGUUAUUAUUUUCGAUUAUCAAGGGAGAUGGGUGCGUACCUGUAACGAAAUUGACGCAAGGGUACCUGCACCUGUAACCUAUUCGAGCAGUCUGUUUGGUCGAAAGUACAUUUGAAAUAUGAUGUACGACCGUUUAUUCUGGUAAAAACUAUAAAUGAAACAAAAAAAUAUCAUCGAAGUGCCUUUUGUUGUCGUUUGUCCGUCUACACGACAACAACAGUGAACUACAUUUAGGCUUUUCAAGAGAUGCUCUACAAGUUAUAAGCGGACAGCCUUAAAGGGCAAUUAUGAAAUGCAUAAAGAUAUGAAUAGCUUAAGUACAAACGAUAUUUCAUUGGAUGUAUUGCGUGCGUCGGUUGCAUGCACCUUGGCGUAAAUAACAAAAACAGACUGGAAAUGUGCAUAACCAUUAUUUCCGGUGGUAUUUCAGUAAAUAAUCUUCAAAAUUUAUCUGUAAAAACGUCAAUUUGUCAGCAAGGCGAUAAGUUUCAUGAAUGAACAUUGUGUUCAUUUUUAAUACGGGCCGGAGUCAAUUUCACAAAAAUAUGUAGUAAAAAAUUUUAUACUUAUACUAAAAUCGACUAAGAAAUCACACGCCGCCAUUUAUAAAUUAAAGUUAUUGUUCUGUAAAUAAUGUUAUUGUUUGAUCAUUGCUUUGGCAUCAGUUGUGAACAUACGUACAUUAUGUGUUUAUUUAUUGCAUCGUUUCGCUGGUCGUUCAUGAACACUGCUUAAAAUGUAGAGGAUGUUAUUUAUCUUUUCAGAUUACAUUCUAUCAUUGUUAUUUAUUUUUUUUGUCAAAGUAAUAAAAAAUAUAUUCU
Molecule: messenger RNA, 2466 nt
Organism: Mya arenaria
Lineage: Eukaryota; Metazoa; Mollusca; Bivalvia; Myida; Myidae
Exons: 4
Coding region: 459-1442 (327 amino acids)
Source: RefSeq, a predicted model, not a curated record